CACUAACACAACACUACGUCUCUAUUUCGGCUAUGGCUUCUAAUGGAUCAGAAUCGCCUACGAAGGCAAAACGUUCUCGCGCAGAAAUGGAAGCAGACGACCGCGUAGCAGCGAAAGACUCUUCAGCACAAGCUCAUCAUGACGACACAUCUUCCGAUGACGAUGACUUCGGCCCUGCGCUCCCCUCGUCUGCGCCCAAAAAGAAGAAGCGCAGACUCCCAUACGAGAAGCUCUACGUUGCGGCACUACCAAGCGCUACACGAUACGUCAAAUCGCUCAUGCACCGAGAGCAAUUGUGCUUCACCACCCUCACACCGCACACCGACUUUCUAAUAACCAGCUCGAUUGAUGGCGUGGUCAAGUUCUGGAAGAAAGACUUUGGUGGCAUAGAGUUUGUCAAAGAAUUCCGGGCGCACAAUGGCGAGAUACGAUCAGUGAGCGUGAGCGCCGAUGGACGCAGUUUCGCAACCGCGGGAUCGGAUAACACAGUCAAAAUAUUCGAUGUUGUCACAUUUGAUCUGCUGGCUAUGCUGAGCCUCGAGUACAGUCCCAAGGCAGUUUGCUGGUUGCAUGGACGGGGCGCAAGUUUCCCACAAUUGGCUAUCAGUUCAGAAGAGAACGGCUGGAUACGGAUAUACGAUGGUAGAGGAGAGAAUUUGGAGCCGCUUCAGACAUUGAAGAGCGUGCACAGGGCACCAGUGAGCUUGAUGGCGUACAACAGCGAGUUUGACUGUGUUGUUAGCGUGGAUCAAGGCGGCAUGGUCGAGUACUGGCGACCGAGCGGAAACUACGACAAGCCAGACAACGUAUGGUCUCUGAAGAGUUCGACAAAUCUUUUCGAGUUCAAAAAGUCAAAAUGCGUGCCAGCGUCUAUUACAAUAUCGCCCACGGGGAAGCAAUUCGCGACAUUGUCUUUCCCGGACAGAAAGAUCCGAAUCUUCGACUUUGCGACAGGAAAGCUCUAUCGCACGUAUGAUGAAUCAAUCGAGACCAUAAACUCGAUGCAGCAAGCCGGCACCGCAGUGCAGCAUCUAGAAGACAUGGAGUUCGGGCGAAAAAUAGGUAUCGAAAGGGAGCUUGAUCAACCCUCGAUACAUGCCCGUAUGAAUGUCAUCUUUGACGAGACCAGCAACUUCAUUCUCUACGGCAGCAUGUACGGCAUCAAGGUAAUCAAUACACUCACCAACAAACUCGUCAAACUCUACGGCCAAGAAGAGUCUUUCCGGCCUCUCUGGCUAUGCCUCUAUCAAGGCCAACCCGAAAAGAAAGGCGUGGUAACCGUCGAAAUGGCGGCCAGCGAGAACCCUCUGCUGCAGGAAGCCGAAGCACGAGACGCUAUGCUGGUAUCUACUGGCUCAGGGAAAGUCCGCUUCUACAUGUAUACCAACGACUCGACUGCCUCCAAGUCCGACCGCGACGUGCAAAACGAAAAACCGCGCAACACCAACGCAAACCAAAAGAAAGACGAAAAAGCCCUCGCAGCAACGGGCACCACGGCCAUCCUCCACACCACCUACGGCGACAUCACUGUCCGCCUGUUCCCUGAUGCCGCACCCAAAGCCGUCGAGAAUUUCGUCACACAUGCACGCAAUGCAUACUACAACAACAUCAUCUUCCACCGCGUGAUCCGCAAGUUCAUGAUUCAGACGGGUGAUCCUCUAGGCGAUGGCACGGGCGGCGAGAGUAUUUGGGGCAGAGAGUUCGAGGAUGAAUUUUCGAAUCUGAAGCAUGACAAGGCGUAUACGGUCAGCAUGGCUAACGCAGGUCCAAACUCGAAUGGAAGUCAAUUCUUUAUCACGACAGAGAAGACGCCUUGGCUUGACAAUAAGCACACUAUCUUCGGACGAGCAAUAGCAGGCAUGGACGUGGUGCAUAAGAUUGAGAACACCAAGGUGUACAAGGAGAAACCGGAAGAAGACAUUAAGAUCAUUAGCAUCUCCAUAUCGUAGAUCGAAUCGAUCGGAGGGUGUGAGUUCGUGAGAUGCGCUCAAGUAGUGGUAUCGGAUUCCAGCCAAGCCUUCAAAUGUUAUUACAAGUUACAACAGUCCCGAACUCGCCAAAACGUCAAGUUCUCUGCGACCGCUCGGUGGCUUUGAACAAGAUGUUGUGGCGGUUGAAGAAAUUUCUAUUCUUCUUUCCAAAGAUAUCUGACUUGAAAUUUACACAUUCGAAGUGUUCGCGCACAAAUCGCGACCUGGACACUCCCAACAGC
Molecule: messenger RNA, 2212 nt
Organism: Cucurbitaria berberidis CBS 394.84
Lineage: Eukaryota; Fungi; Ascomycota; Dothideomycetes; Pleosporales; Cucurbitariaceae
Exons: 3
Coding region: 33-1949 (638 amino acids)
Biological process (GO): protein peptidyl-prolyl isomerization
Molecular function (GO): peptidyl-prolyl cis-trans isomerase activity; protein binding
Source: RefSeq, a predicted model, not a curated record